Messenger RNA from Cyprinodon variegatus (sheepshead minnow), 2198 nucleotides. RefSeq lists its product as uncharacterized. Lineage: Eukaryota; Metazoa; Chordata; Actinopteri; Cyprinodontiformes; Cyprinodontidae. The transcript is spliced from 3 exons. Gene Ontology annotation, molecular function: ubiquitin protein ligase activity. Gene Ontology annotation, biological process: protein ubiquitination. The record is from RefSeq and is a predicted model, not a curated record. Bases 178 to 1041 code for a protein of 287 amino acids.
GAAGAACAGAUACUGACCAAGAUGGAGUUUUGAAGAGGCCAUCAUGGAGUGAAGAUUGAAGCUGUUUGAGUUUUCUGUGACCCUCCACUGAUGCUUCCUGUUCCUUUCUGCUGCUAAAGGCUGAACAUCCUCAUCCAUCCACUAGUUCUCCACGGUUCUAUCCUCUCUGUCUCAGUGAUGAAUCCCUAUGCAGAUGAUGCUUAUGAAAUUCCAUGCAGUCCAGCUAACUUCAACUCUUCUGUGGAUCAAUCUGACCCCCCAGUUAUCCAGACCACUCUCAGCUCUCUGUCUGCUUCUCCUGCUGCUGGUUUCCCUCCUGCCCAUCAUGUCCAAAUACCCAGCUCCACGCUGCACCUCCCCGCCUUCAGUCCCACAGAAUCUCAAUCCACAGAAAACCCCUACGCUCCCCCCGCUGCCCUCCACUCCCACCAGGUCUCCAUCCCAUCCCCAGACGUCCAGCCGUAUCCCCCACCGACCGAGUUCUUGGAUGAAUCGGCUCCAGAUCUGGAGUGUGCCAUUUGCUUCAGCCAGUUCAACAACGUCUUCCGCUGCCCCAAGAUGUUGAACUGCAAACACACCUUCUGCCUGGAAUGCCUGGCACGCAUGAACGUCAAGUCUUCUGAUCCCAACGCCAUCCAGUGCCCGCUGUGUCGCGGCCUGACUCCACUGCCCCCAAACGGGCUUCCCAAACUGGCCACCGACUCGGACGUCCUCUCCUACCUGCCGGCUGCCAUGCAGAGGGUCUACAGCAUCCGCUUCGUCCGCAACAAAGGGAAGCUGCAGGUCAAAAGGUCCAGCGACGGAUUGGGGCGGCAGGGCCAGAGGUCCAUCACGUCUGUGAGGAACCGCUCCCUGGAUGUGGGACUUCCCAGCCCAAAUACAGGGGGCAGUGGCAGGGAGGCAGGGGGGAUGGGUGACACUCUUUUCAGGCUGACGGGCCGGCCGCUGUGCCGGGCCUUCCUCCUGACCUCUGUGGUGAUGAUGAUGGUUCUCCUGACAGGAAUCAUAACUUACCUGCUCAUCAUGGGAAAAGAUCAGUGAGUGACCUUACAUCACUUCCUGUUUGCUUUUACAUCCAAUGAGAGGAUGAAACCAUCAAGAACUUCUUCCUUCUGUAUCAUAGAACUAAUGAAUUCAUGUUUUAAAGAAUGCUGUUACAGUAAAGCUGCACAUUUUGUAAAGGGGAGGGUGUAACGGAUGGAAAUGAGAUGGUGGAUCAGAAAUGGCGGAUGUUUAACCCACUGAUCAGGUCCACUGGGUGCCUGGUACCACUUUAGAUUCCAAUUCAAUGUUGGAAUUACUUCACCUCAUUUGAAACGCAGCACUUUGUUUUCCUGUUUAGGUCUGUCUUAGCACUGGGUUCCUCUUCAAAAUGAAAAUUCACUGCCGGACUGUUUAUUUCUUGCCGAACGAGGCAGAGAUUUCCCUUUUAAUCAAAUGUUAUUGACGGAAAUCAUGCAAACGAGCUGGGCUCUGGCUGUUCUGAAGCGAGGAACAGACCAGAGGCCCACAGAGAACCUGCGUCCGGUUCCUCCGUUUAAACAAAUUCUUACCUCAACCUGUACAGUGAGUUUCUCUCUGAGGAUCAGUCAGGUAAAUUUGCCUGCAUGUUAAAGAGUGUCCAUGCAACUGUUCACAGCGACUGUUUAUUUCUAUAAACAAGAGGUCAGUGAUGGAACUGCAUAGAAAACGGUUCUGUUUGGACUUCUGUCUCCUCUUACUUUGGUUCUCUGAGAUAUCUAUUUUAUUCCUGGACAAAUGAAGAUGUUGCACCUUCAGACUGAACUCAGGGUUUGCACUCUGGGUGAUACUUUGUGCUUUCAGACCUCUGCAGGUUGGACUGGCCUGGUACUGCGAGUACAAACACCAGGUUGACCUUUUUUGCAUGUUUAAUCCUGCUUGAUGCAGUUAUAGCCAACCUUAAAAUAGUACCAAAUAAAUAAGUGGAAAUUUCUCUAAAAUAACUGUUUUGAAUAUCAAAUAAGAUGUGAAAUAAGAAAAUGGCUUCAUUGUUUGGUUCUAAAAGGGGUUUCUGUUGAAGGCUGGAUCUUUAAAUACUGUCUGUCUAUUCAGUUUUAGUGUUCUUCUGAGGCCCUGGCCUUUUUUACUGUGCAAUGGAAAAUAAUGUUUUAUAUAUUUAUGACUCUUUUAGACAAGCUUGCACUGUCACACCUUUUUUUGUAUUAAAUUUGAAUAAA